AUGACGAGCCUUACAGCGUUCUGGUUUUGGAUGACACCCCAAUCGCCAAAACCUUCAUGCCACGACGUCAUCACCGGAACAUGGAGGCCAUCGGCAGCAGAUACAGCAGCCGGUCGUGUCCCUGGCUAUGGUGUGAUCACCAAUAUCAUCAACGGUGGAAUUGAAUGUGGUAAAGGUUCUAACCCGCAGGUGGAGGAUCGGAUCGGUUUCUACAAGAGAUACUGUGACAUACUGGGAGUCGGCUAUGGCAACAAUCUGGAUUGCUACAACCAGAGGCCUUUUGCUUAG
Molecule: messenger RNA, 288 nt
Organism: Ilex paraguariensis (yerba mate)
Lineage: Eukaryota; Viridiplantae; Streptophyta; Magnoliopsida; Aquifoliales; Aquifoliaceae
Source: the annotation of a GenBank genome assembly